Molecule: messenger RNA, 1566 nt
Organism: Linum trigynum
Lineage: Eukaryota; Viridiplantae; Streptophyta; Magnoliopsida; Malpighiales; Linaceae
Source: the annotation of a GenBank genome assembly
AUGGCGGAGUGCGGAGGAGGAAUUGCGCACAGGCUAGCCAGCAGGAGGUGCUGCGUUUACAAGGAGCUGAGUUUCAUCGACAGGCGAAGGACCCGGAACAAUUUCCGAAACGUUUCGAUGAUUCCUCCUUUCAAGAAGCACCUCUUCGGCACGCGCUGGCGAUCGCUGGGCGUCAGCUACCGCAUUCUGAGCAUGGACGCUCGAGAGAAAUCAACUUCUACUGUACUUGAAUCAUCAAAGCACAAGAGGGUACCAGUAUUCGUUGUAAUGCCCAUAGACACAUUUGGUGCUGAUGCGUCUGGCAGUCUAAGGAUCAAAAGACUCAAGGCAUUAACUGUAUCUCUGAAAGCACUCAAGCUGGCUGGUGUCCAUGGAAUUGCGGUAGAGGUUUGGUGGGGAAUUGUGGAGCGUUUUGCUCCUCUUGAAUAUAAUUGGCGCCUUUAUGAAGAUCUUUUCAGACUGAUUUCGGAAUCAGGGCUGAAGUUGCAUGUUGCUUUGUAUUUUCAUUCAAAUGUACAUCAGCAUAGAAAGUGGGGUGUGAGUCUUCCACUGUGGAUUGCAGAGAUUGGUAAAAGCAACAAGGAUAUAUAUUACCAAGACAAAAGUGGUCUGUCCAAUGCUGAUUAUCUCACACUAGGAGUGGACAGACUACCUCUAUUUAAUGGACGGACUGCUCUCCAAUGUUACGAGGACUUCAUUGUCAAUUUCGCUAACAAAUUCGAACCUUAUAUUGGGAGUAUAAUUGAAGAAAUAAGUGUUGGUCUUGGUCCCUCUGGGGAGCUCAGGUAUCCAGCACAUCCUCUGGGUGACGGAAGAUGGCAAUUUCCUGGAAUCGGUGAAUUUCAAUGUUAUGACAAAUAUAUGAUGGAGGACUUGAGGAUCGCUGCAUGUCAGGUGGGAAAGCCUGAAUGGGGAGAUCGGGGACCUCAGAAUGCUGGUUGUUACAAUAGCCUUCCACCAGGGGUACCUUUUUUUGAAGAUGGACAAGAGAGCUUUAUAUCGGAUUAUGGGCGCUUCUUCCUUGAAUGGUACAGUGGCAAGCUAAUCUGUCAUGCAGAUGCUAUUCUGGCUAUGGCAGCUAAUGCAUUGAAGAAGUACCAGCAAACUGUAGAAACCUCGGUUCUGUUGGUGGCUAAAAUUGGUGGAAUAUACUGGUGGUACCAGACUAUUUCACAUCCGGCUGAACUUACAGCUGGUUACUACAACACUGCUCUCAGGGAUGGUUAUGAUCCCCUUGCAUCAAUGCUGUCCCGUCAUGGUGCUGCUUUGCAUAUUCCCUGUCUAGAGAUGAUGGACAGCGAGACCCCACCAUCUUAUCUUUGCAGCCCUGAAGGCUUACUCCAACAGAUAUGCAAAAUUUCAAACAAAAGAAUACAUUUGAUUGGAAGAAAUGCUAAUGAACGGUUGGAUAAGACGGGAUUAAGGCAAAUACUGGCGAACUGUAAUCACCCGCAGGCAGAAGCUGUAAGGUCAUUUACUUAUUUCAGAAUGAACGAAAAGAUCUUCUCAGUAGAAAACUGGAAUAAUUUUGUUCCCUUUGUUAGAAAGAUGAGUUCAGAUUAUUGA